Drosophila arizonae is the source of this 1345-nucleotide messenger RNA. Its product is annotated as serine protease inhibitor 42Dd-like. Lineage: Eukaryota; Metazoa; Arthropoda; Insecta; Diptera; Drosophilidae. Gene Ontology annotation, molecular function: serine-type endopeptidase inhibitor activity. The record is from RefSeq and is a predicted model, not a curated record.
AUUUUCCUUCAGUUCUUGCAGAAUGGUCAGGUUAUCUUAUACGUUGUUUGGGAUUGUGUUUCUGGCACUGGCCGCCAGGGAACUGAGUUUCGCGGGAUCCCUGAAUAUGAAACUCAUUAAAGCCGUACUUCAGGGCAAUUCAACAGCCAGUGCCGUCUUUUCGCCUCAUAUCUUAACAAACACCAUGAGAGAAUUUGCUAAAUGGACAGCCGGCAACACAGCUGCUCAGAUAAAUAAAGUUAUGCUGUUCAAAACAAACAAUAUGCAACGUGCCGCCAAAAAAACCGAUAUCAAUACUGACUAUACUGACGAAAUUUUCGAAAGUUCUGAAAAUUUCGAACCUACAAAUACCGACGAAGACUACAGAACGAACUGUGAAGAUGUUAGUUCCCUGAAGGACAUCCAGUUUCGUUCAAUGCCAGAUGUUAUUCGCAUUAAAAGUACUUGGUUUGUCGCUAAAGGUGUUAUACCUGCUGCGGGAACUUCUGCGCAAGUACUUGACUUUAAGGCUUCCAAAAAGGCUUUACAAGUCUUGAAUAAGUGGACAGCGCAAACAACCAACAACAGAAUAAAGAAUUUCAUGAAAAAAACUACUCCAGAUAUGAAAAUAGUCGUGAUCACGGCGGCCCACUAUGAAACAGAGUGGCAAUAUAGAUUCAAUCCGAAGCUUACGAAGAAGGUGAACUUCUACACGAGCCCAACUAAAACUACUCCCGUCGAUAUGAUGAGUUUAGAGGGUAAAUUUUUGUACAAAUAUAUCAAGGCAGUUGACGCCGACGUCCUGCAGAUGCCCUUUAAAAAGAACAAUUUGAAGAUGACGAUUCUAGUGCCGAAGAAAGCUAAUGGCAUUGGCACUCUCAUCCAGAAGCUGACGAAGCUCCACAUGAGGAAUCUGAGACUGAGGGGAAAAGCAAAAACAGUCAGUGUCCAGCUUCCCAAGUUCAAAAUCGACUUUGAAGUUGACUUGAAGAAACCGAUGCAGAACCUGGGCAUACGCGACUUGUUCAAAAAGGCGAAUUUUUCACAGCUGGCCACUUAUAAGGGGGUACUGAAAGUGGAUCAUAUAAUACAGAGAGUCGUACUGGAUGUGAAUGAACGGGGCGCCUUAAUGGCUGUUGCUGCAAGAUCAUCCCCGAAACGUGAGAAAUUUAUAGUGGACCGUCCGUUUGUGUUUCUUCUCCGGCAAGGCAACGAUGUCUUUUUCGCUGGACGUGUCAACUUCGCGCCUAAAUAGGAACUUGUCGAAAUGAAGUGCUAUCGAAGAGAGCGGUAGGAGCACUUGGCUCCCUGAACCUUGUACGAACUUUAUGUCUUACCAAAAUAAAUUUAAAGUUUCGAAACCGAU